Messenger RNA from Acanthisitta chloris (rifleman), 543 nucleotides. It is a transcript of the gene MED20, whose product is annotated as mediator complex subunit 20. Gene Ontology annotation, cellular component: mediator complex. Lineage: Eukaryota; Metazoa; Chordata; Aves; Passeriformes; Acanthisittidae. The annotation marks the transcript as partial. Gene Ontology annotation, biological process: regulation of transcription by RNA polymerase II. Gene Ontology annotation, molecular function: transcription coactivator activity. The transcript has 3 exons. The record is from RefSeq and is a predicted model, not a curated record.
GCGGACAAACAGGGAACGUUCGCCGUGGACUGCGAGACCUACCACACGGCGGCGGCGACUAUCGGCACCCAGGGGCAGGCAGGGAAGUUGAUGUACGUGAUGCACAACUCGGAGUACCCACUGAGCUGCUUUGCCCUGUUUGAGAACGGGCCCUGCCUCGUGGCUGAUGCCAACUUCGACACCCUCAUGGGCAAACUCAAGGGCUUCUUCCAGAAUGCCAAGGCCAACAAGCUGGAGAGCCGCGGCACUCGCUACCAGUACUGCGACUUCCUGGUCAAGGUGGGCACGGUCACCAUGGGCCCCAGUGCCAGAGGGAUAUCCGUGGAGGUGGAAUACUGCCCCUGUGUGAUUGCCAACGACUGCUGGAACCUGCUCAUGGAGUUCAUGCAGAGCUUCAUGGGCAGCCACACCCCAGGAAUCCCCUCCGUGUUCGGCUCCAAGCACGACAGUGUCUACAGCCCCGGGGACACCAUGGUGCAGUACAUGGAGCUCUUCAACAAGAUUCGCAAGCAGCAGCAGGUGCCUGUGGCUGGGAUCAGGUGA